This is a messenger RNA of Acanthoscelides obtectus, 222 nucleotides long. NCBI's taxonomy places the organism in Eukaryota, Metazoa, Arthropoda, Insecta, Coleoptera, Chrysomelidae. The record is from the annotation of a GenBank genome assembly.
AUGAGGUCCAAUCGCCUUGAAAGGCAUUUGAAACAACAACAUCCUACUCUGGUUUUGAAGACGAAAGAGUUCUUUUCUUCUAAAGCAGAAUCACUCAAGCGGAUGAGACUGGAUAAAUCGGGAAGUUAUCACACAGGUGUAUCGCAGCAUCUCAAAGCUUCAUUUAGGAGACUCCUGUGCAACGGCACAGAAGCCGAAACGGAACAAGAGAAGGAAAAAUAA